UCUGACCUAAAUCAGAGGGUGUCUGCGCCAUGGGCUUAUUACACAGUGCGCUUAAACUUGUGUUGUGGAGGAGGAUGGGGUAUUAUUAUCUUCCAGCUACCCACCCUGCUAUAAAAACUAGUGGUGCGACAUCUCCACAGCGCAGUGCUGCUGCCCUCCCUCCCUUCUCCUUUCCUCUCACUCCCUCGCUCGUCCUACACGAGCCACACACAACAGUGAGCCUGACUCUAAACUCCACACUAGCCACGCUGCCUGCUUCACAGACAGACCCAAGAAUCACACUCUGCUCUUUGCCUCUGCUGCGCUGCUCUUGCAUCUCACCAUUGGAUAUUCCACCUUCCUUCCUUCCAUUCCUGGGUAUUUUCCUUUUUUUUAAUUAGUAUUGUUUUUUUUUAUUAUUAUUAUUAUCAAUUGUUCUUAUGAAUGGGCAGCUGUGGCCAGAGGUGAGGAGCUUGUGAAUGGACUGACUGCCCGGCGGACUGAUUGACAGACUGGAGAAAGGAGAGGGAGGCAGUCCUGUUUCAAUUAAAGAGGGCAAUGCUGAGAGGUCAAGCGAGGAGCCACGGAGCCUCCUAGUAGUCUGGAAAUAAAAAAAAAAAGACACCUCAGGAGAAAAAGUGAAGGCACGAUAAGAGACGAGAACACAGAGGAGGAUGGUCCAUCACAGAGAAGAGGACCUGAUUGGGAUCCCCUUCCCCAAUCACAGCAGCGACGUCCUCUGUAGCCUCAACGAGCAGCGUCGAGACGGUCUGCUCUGCGAUGUCAUCCUCAUCGUCCGUGACCAGGAGUACCGCACCCACCGCUCUGUUCUGGCCGCCUGCAGCCAGUACUUCAAGAAGCUCUUCACAGUGGCCUCCAAUGAUGGUGCAGACCACCAUCACACUGCGGCCGUGUACGAAAUUGACUUUGUGGCCCCCGACUCUCUCACUGCCAUCCUGGAAUUUGCCUACACUUCCACUCUGACCGUGACGGCGUCCAACGUCAAGGAGAUCCUGAACGCUGCUCAGAUGCUGGAGAUCCCGUGUAUCAUCAACGUUUGCCUGGAGAUCAUGGACAGUGGGGGUGGAGAAGGAGGAGGAGGAGGAGGAGGCAGUGGUGGAGGUAGGAGGGAGGAGGAGGGCGAAGAGGACGAGGAGGAGGAGGAGGAGGACGACGAGGAGGAAGAAGAGGAAGAGGAUGAAGAGGAGGGGUCCAGGAAGGAUGAGCAGGAUGAGGAGGACAAUCUCAGCGAGAGGUCGCUGCAGUCGUCCGAGAGCAGGGGGGAGCACACGCCUCCGGGGAGGGGGGAUUUUCAGCCUGCCAGCACCUCCACAUACCACCAGAAGUUUGAGCUGCACAGGGAGUCGCCACAGUCACAGUCUCCAGACAGCAUGAGAGGAAAACAGGAAAGUAUGGAGAGUCGUGCUCUGAAGGAUUUCUCCAUUGAGUCACUCCUCCAGGAAGGGCUGUAUCCCCGUACGUCAACACUGGAUCGGAGGGCCAACUUCUCUCCUCUCCUCCCAGGAUUCUACCCCUCUAUGUGGGCGGCUGAGUUCCCUGCUUUCCCACAGCAGCUCCUGGACCCCAGCCACCAUCAGCAUCCUCACACAGGGGCGUCGCUGCAAAGCAGGCUGCCCCAUGCUUUCUCCACCUCUGGCCCGCAUGAAGCCACAAGGCCUCUCGACCUAGCUGUAAAGAAAGAGAUCAUAAAGGAGGAGAUGAAAGAGGAGGCCCCCCCCAGUCUGCUCCACAGUGACUUCCUGAAGGAGUUUGUCAACUCCGGUCUAGGCAGCUCUAUGAAUGCUCGGUCAGUGCCGUCCGAAGGUCACGCUCUGGGUCAGAUUAAGGAUGAGGCGGACUUCCGCUCGUACCUGAGCUUCCUGAGCUCUGCAUCACACCUGGGGGCGCUCUUCCCUCCCUGGCAGCUGGAGGAGGAGAGGAAGAUGAAGCCCAAAGCGUCGCAGCAGUGUCCGAUCUGCAACAAGGUUAUCCAAGGAGCCGGGAAACUGCCACGGCACAUGAGGACGCACACGGGAGAGAAACCAUAUAUGUGCACUAUCUGUGAAGUACGGUUCACCAGACAAGACAAGCUUAAGAUCCACAUGAGGAAGCACACAGGCGAGCGUCCCUACAUCUGCCUCCACUGCAACUCCAAGUUUGUCCACAACUACGACCUGAAGAACCACCUGCGAAUCCACACAGGCGUGCGUCCAUACCAGUGCGAGCACUGCUACAAAAGCUUCACGCGGUCCGACCACUUGCAUCGACACAUCAAGAGGCAGAGCUGCCGGAUCUCGCGCCCCCGGCGCGGGCGAAAGCCGGCAGCCUGGCGCUCGACGCCCAACAGCAACUUUCUGUGUCCCCCGGCCGCUGCCACCAACCGGUUUGAGGAGAACGGGAUAAGCCCCGCGUACCAGGGAGUCAAGAGCCACGGACUUGGGGAGAUGCUUGGCCUCGGCAGUAGGAGUCUGGGAUAUAAGAGCGUGGAAGGUGCAAGCAGGGAGAGCAGGGAGGAGCGGCGAGCAGAGGGGAAGCAUGUCGCAGAGGAGGAGAAGACAGGAGAAGGGAGGCAGAGGGGAGUGUUUGCCUUCACUCUGGCUGGAGAAGAAGUGCUUACCCGCUCGCCAUUUUACACUGCGACCUCUGACCCGUGGACCAUGAGACUGGAGCGUGCUCCACCCAUCUCUGAGGCGGCCAAAUGAACUCUGGUCUGCAGGAGGCGACAAAAGACAAGAAAGACAAACUCUUAAAUCUGUGUCAGUUCUGCUCCACGAAGCUAAAGCACCUUUAAAAGAAAAAAGAAAGAACUUUUUGCAGCCUGCUGAUGUGGCAGUGAUAAAAUACUUUUCCCCCCCUCAGACAACAUAAACAAUUAAAACAAUUUGACAGAUGUCAUCGGUAGUUUCAGCCCCUGUGAAGUUUGACACUGCAAAUGUGGAAAACACGAUAUGUUAUUUGCAAAAUUGACCAAGAAGGCCGUCUAAAAUGGUAUUCAUUCAGAAAUUACCAUAUUUAUUUAAUGUUCUCUGAGGCAAAAUAAGGUAACGUAUUCAUAUGCAAGAAAAUGCCAUUUGAUACCAAAAACAGGACAUUUCCCUCUAGUGUUACUACGCAUAAUAACAUUUUCAUACAUCUUUUUAAAAACAAGCCUUUGAACAAAACACUUUUGAAUCAAGUUUCUGAUGCAUUUUGAAAGCAUUAAAAAUGAUUAGUUUGUAGCAGGGUGUUAUUUGGCACAUGUCCUGCAAGUGUUUGAUUCUAACAUGUUGUGUUUGCUGAUUCCAAAACAAGGAGAGAGACCCACUUGAAGUUUGAUUAAUCAGGAGGUUUGAUAACACGUCACUAUCCUUCCACUGCCUUGUUCUGAUUUAAGCUCCUCGUCUGCACUAUUGUACAUAGAGACAAACGUUUGGCCAUUGUGGUGUUAAUUAUGGUUCUAUUGCUGAUGAUGAAAAAAAAAAAAAGAACAGAAAAGAUAAAAGAACUCUGAGGCAUCCAUCCAAAGAUGUGUACUUUUCAUUUCACAGACUUGAAUAAAACUUUGUUUUAAUGUUUUAAUGUACAGUAUAUUUCUGAUUAAUCAAACUGCCGCUUUAGCUAUACAGUAUGCUUGUGUUUUUGUUUUCUCCUGCUGCAACAAAUCACGAGGGUGUCAGGCCCCUUUUUCAUAUAAUGUUCAUCUCUGAUUUGUGUAUAAAGAAGUUCAAAAAAAAAAAAUAUUUGAAUUAAAAUGGGAAAGUAUUUUCUUGCUAUUUAUGCAUAUUUAAAUGAAUGAGCCUUGGCUAUAUUUUGCAAAUCGUUUUAUAAAGACACUAAAUGUUCA
Messenger RNA from Solea solea (common sole), 3802 nucleotides. Its product is annotated as zinc finger and BTB domain-containing protein 7C. Gene Ontology annotation, molecular function: protein binding; DNA-binding transcription factor activity, RNA polymerase II-specific; RNA polymerase II cis-regulatory region sequence-specific DNA binding. NCBI's taxonomy places the organism in Eukaryota, Metazoa, Chordata, Actinopteri, Pleuronectiformes, Soleidae. Gene Ontology annotation, biological process: regulation of transcription by RNA polymerase II. The transcript has 4 exons. Bases 654 to 2681 code for a protein of 675 amino acids. The record is from RefSeq and is a predicted model, not a curated record.